AUGGCGUCGCCACCGGCCUUAGCAGACGAAACCGCGGACAAGACGACCCGGGCCAAGUACAGCCGCCACCAGCUCAACAGGCUGGAAGAAGAGUUCAACGACCACCAGUUCAUCGACUCUCAGCAGACGCUGCGACUCUCCGCCGAACUGGGCAUCUCCGCCAAGCAGAUCAGGACGUGGUUCCAGAACAAGCGCGCUAUGCUACGGCGACGGAUGAUCAGGGCUGCCGGCAGCAAUUACGUGCCCCAACUCCAGAGGCCGGUGGCGCAAUCCAAGGCGCACCCGACGCCACCGGCUUCCCCACGAGGCGCGGGUGACAGCCACCUGUCGCCGGCGCCGCCCGCUGCUGCGACGCCGGCGUUUACAGUCGACGGCCCCGUAGUCCAGGUGCAGUGCCCCGCGGGAACCGAGUUUCAACCGCAGCAGAGCGUGCCACCUCUUGGUUCUUUUCCCACAGGCAGCGGCUACCUCACGGUUCCGCAGCCACGAUGGAACGACAGAAUGUCUCCCACAAUACCGUCGUCGCCGUCUCCCGCGAUGAGCAGUGGCGACGAGGAAGCCCUGUCCGCUUCCGUGGAGCUUAGGCCUAACGUGGCGGCACCCCCGUGCCGACCGUACGGGAGCUUCGAAUCACUCUGCAGGCCUACGAAUCCUUCGCCUCCGCUGACCUCGUCGUUCAGCCACUCGGCACCGUGCAUUUCGCCCGGAGGGAACCCCACUGGACACGACUGCAUCCGGUACCGUCAAGCUCCCUACAGCACCGCCGCGGCCCCAUCAAUGUGGCAAGCGCAGCCGCAGUGGCAGCAGCUGCAAGCUCCUCAGAGACCACCGCCACAAGUGAACGACAUUCAACAGGGAGUCUGGUCGCUACCCUCACCGGCAGCCGCAACGGGCCACGGGCUUCAGGGUUCCUGGACUCCGUCACCGUGGCAACCGACUCCCGCUGGCGCCAGUGCGCCACCUGCCGAGGACUCUCAACCCGUUCCCGACAUCGGAAGUCUGACGGCGCUCGUGAUGGAGAUGGAAGCUACUGCCAUAUCAGGGAGGAACGGCGGUGCCGGCAACAGCUGA
This is a messenger RNA of Rhipicephalus sanguineus (brown dog tick), 1071 nucleotides long. Its product is annotated as homeobox protein B-H2-like. Gene Ontology annotation, biological process: neuron differentiation; regulation of transcription by RNA polymerase II. The coding region runs from base 1 to 1071 and encodes 356 amino acids. Gene Ontology annotation, molecular function: RNA polymerase II cis-regulatory region sequence-specific DNA binding; DNA-binding transcription factor activity, RNA polymerase II-specific. The transcript is spliced from 4 exons. NCBI's taxonomy places the organism in Eukaryota, Metazoa, Arthropoda, Arachnida, Ixodida, Ixodidae. The record is from RefSeq and is a predicted model, not a curated record. Gene Ontology annotation, cellular component: nucleus.